Molecule: messenger RNA, 7061 nt
Organism: Strigops habroptila (Kakapo)
Lineage: Eukaryota; Metazoa; Chordata; Aves; Psittaciformes; Psittacidae
Gene: LRRC8D
Product: leucine rich repeat containing 8 VRAC subunit D
Exons: 2
Coding region: 1884-4454 (856 amino acids)
Molecular function (GO): protein binding
Source: RefSeq, a predicted model, not a curated record
CCUUAGGACAAGUAGUGCAUCUCCACCUUGUCCUGCACAGGACACCAGGGCAGCAAGCGGGGCUGGACUGCACCUCUUUCUGAAAGCCUUGCAUGGUGGAGAUCCAGGACUCUGAAAUCAGGGUGAUGUACUUGCACAAGCUCAAACUUUGUUUCCCCUGAAGUUUUUGGCAUGCUGUUGGAAGGGCUUAGAAGAUGAUUUAGCAGGAAAGGACCCUUCUUCUCUCAGGUCAAUAUGAACCUAGUGCUGCAUCCUGAACUCUCCAUGCUGGUUACCUGCGCUUGCACAGAACCUCCUGGCGACCUGACCGAGGCCUGCUGGAGGAUGUGAACAUUACCUGUAUUGUAACAGUGGCAACAAGGAAACCUGACUGUUCUGUUUUCCUCCAGUUAAAGGGCACCUCUUAUUCCUGUAGCAGCUGAGGAGUGGCAUUUGUGCUGCUUUCAGUGAUGAGUAACUUGCUAAAGCAAGUUCAAAUGGCAAGCGCCAGGGGCAAGGGGAGGCUGCCCUCUGAGUAAGAAAAGCUGCCUCUGGCCCCAUUUGGCCAUCCAAGCAGAUAGCACGUUGGCUGCAGAAGUCAGACAGUGACACGGUACAUGACUGCAUGUCUCUGAAUGUGGAUGCCAAAAGUGUUACUGCGACUGCAUGGGAAAGGCUGUAGUAAUCGUGGUAAGAUGGUAAGUGCUGGAGCAGGAGUGGCAUCUUGUCCGUGGAUGAGAUAGAAUAAGAUGUCUCCUCUCUGUGUUGUUAUUUCCUUUUGAGUUGAAGUACAUACUCAGAAGGUUUCAUUGUCUCUUUUAAACCAUAUUUGGCUGGAAAGGGAAGCUUCAUUGUGUGUUUCACUGGAAAGGUAGGCUUCAAGAGCUGUUACUAUUUAGUGCCUUAGUUUUGAGAUAGCAUCAUGCCCGAACCAGUGUGAAGGAGUACGGCUCAGUAUAUAGGAAUGCUGUAACUGUAAAUGGAUUCAUCUGGACGUAAUAUUAAAGCCUUUUCAAAGAUAGCAGUGCGUUAACAUGUUAAGUUUGAUUGUACUUCUAAUCACACUGUGAUCCCACUUUUCUUCUGGAAGCCUGAUGGGGUUUUGGUGUUUUGCUUUGAAUUUUACAGCCACAAACAUGCUUGUCAUUGCCUAACAAAUAAUCACUUUGAGAUUGUAAGCCUUCAGGGGCAAGGGUUGUCUGGCUGGAGAGAGCCCUCAGUGCAGAGGUUACAAUUCCAGCUGGAGCAUUUGGGUCAAAUAGUAAUAUAAAUUUAGCAAUAGUAAAUAUUUAUACUGGGGGCCGUAUGGAUCCGUUGGUGUUGGUGAAUGGCAGCAAGCAACACAACAGAGCCUCGCUGAACCUUUUGGCAGAGCUGGAAGCUUGCUUGUUAGAGCAGGAAUGCUGCAGUCACAAGUCUUUUGGGACGUUAUUCUUAAGGCAGGGUGUUGAAUGGGGUUUUGAGAAAAUAAAGCAUGAAAAGGAAGGAGGUGAUCUGAAGGCAUCAGCAAGAUUUCAAAACAGCCUCCAAAAUAUGCAUUGUGGCAUAAUUCCUCUUUAUGCUGAAGUACUGAGAUUGAUGUACACACCCUGACCCAAACAAUUAGGAGACUAGAUGGACUAAGUAAAUAGCUUACCUCUUACAGAAAGCAGCUUAAGUUUAGAAAAGGAAAAAGAAAUACAGUUAAACUUCAAUAAAUCCCUUUCAGGAUAAACGCUUCAGCUGCAGGCAUUUUUCCUGGCAUGAGACCAGUGGAGAUUCAGCUAUUGGAAGCCUGGCAGGAAUGCGGUAACAUUAAUAAGUCAUCCUUCAUCUGUUGAGCUUUACCUGAGAAGUCCUCAUUGUUACCCAUCCAGCAGGAUGUCUGAAGCAUAGAGGAUCUCUUUGCUUGCUAAAGAGCAGGAAUGUUCACCCUUGCAGAAGUUGCAUCGCUCAAUGACAUCCAGCCAACUUACCGGAUCCUGAAACCAUGGUGGGAUGUAUUUAUGGAUUAUCUAGCCGUUGUGAUGUUAAUGGUUGCCAUUUUUGCUGGAACCAUGCAGCUGACCAAAGACCAGGUGGUCUGCUUGCCAGUUCUGCAGUCUACUGUAAAUACAAAGCCACAACCCGGCACGUCAGGGAAGGCCGACUUCACCGCUGUUGAAACAACCACUGGUCAAGGAGAAGUAGCAUCAAUGGGAACGGUUUCCUUUGGAAGUGCCCCUACUGUAACACCCGAUGUACUUCUGAGCAGAGCUACCUCUUCUCAGUAUCAACCCACUGAAUCAGGCCAGGAGCUGAAGAAGGAGCAGAAAGAUUCCUCAGGCCGUAAAACCAAUUUGGAUUUUCAGCAAUACGUAUUUAUUAACCAGAUGUGCUAUCAUUUGGCUCUCCCUUGGUAUUCCAAGUAUUUUCCCUAUCUUGUUCUCAUCCAUACUAUCAUUUUAAUAGUCAGUAGCAAUUUUUGGUUCAAGUAUCCCAAGACUUGCUCAAAAAUUGAGCAUUUUGUCUCUAUAUUAGGGAAGUGCUUUGAGUCCCCUUGGACCACCAAAGCCUUGUCUGAAACAGCAUGUGAGGACUCGGAGGAGAACAAACAGCGGUUAACUGGUGCCCAGUCCCUGCCCAAGUAUGUUUCCACUAGCAGUGAUGAAGGAAGCCCGAGUGCCAGCACUCCCAUGAUAACAAAGUCUGGCUUCAAGUUUUCAGCUGACAAGCCAAUGAUCGAGGUUCCCAGCGUCACUAUCUUAGAUAAGAAAGAUGGAGAACAAGCCAAAGCGCUGUUUGAGAAAGUGCGUAAGUUCCGGGCUCACGUGGAGGACAGCGAUCUGAUUUACAAGCUCUAUGUUGGCCAGACUGUCAUCAAGACUGUCAAGUUCAUAUUUAUUCUCUGCUAUACUGCAAACUUUGUCAACACCAUUAGCUUUGAACACAUCUGCAACCCGAAAGUGGAACACCUGAUUGGUUACACCCAGUUUGAGUGCACGCACAACAUGGCUUACAUGUUGAAGAAGCUGCUCAUCAGCUAUAUUUCCCUCAUUUGUGUCUAUGGCUUUAUCUGCCUCUACACCCUUUUCUGGCUGUUCCGAAUACCUUUGAAAGAAUAUUCCUUUGAGAAGGUCAGAGAAGAGAGUAGCUUCAGUGACAUCCCUGAUGUCAAGAAUGAUUUUGCAUUUCUCUUGCAUAUGGUAGAUCAGUACGACCAGUUGUAUUCCAAGCGAUUCGGGGUCUUUCUCUCAGAGGUAAGUGAGAACAAGCUGCGGGAAAUCAGUUUAAACCACGAGUGGACUUUUGAGAAGCUGAGGCAGCACGUUUCCCGCAACGCCCAGGACAAGCAGGAGCUGCACCUCUUCAUGCUGUCGGGCGUCCCCGAUGCCGUGUUUGACCUGACGGAUCUGGAUGUGUUGAAACUGGAGCUGAUUCCUGAAGCGAAAAUCCCAGCAAAAAUCUCCCAGAUGACAAAUCUCCAGGAGCUUCACCUGUGCCACUGCCCUGCCAAGGUCGAGCAGACUGCCUUCAGCUUCCUGCGGGACCACUUGAGAUGCCUUCACGUGAAGUUCACAGACGUUGCGGAGAUCCCUGCAUGGGUGUAUCUGCUCAAAAACCUCCGUGAGUUGUACUUGAUAGGCAACUUGAACUCUGAGAACAACAAGAUGAUAGGGCUUGAAUCCCUCAGAGAGUUGAGGCACCUGAAGAUUCUCCACGUGAAGAGCAAUCUGACCAAAAUCCCCCCCAAUAUCACAGAUGUGGCCCCACAUCUGACAAAGCUAGUCAUUCAUAAUGACGGCACUAAGCUCGUGGUACUCAAUAGCCUUAAGAAAAUGACUAACGUCGCGGAGUUGGAACUGCAGAACUGUGAACUGGAGAGAAUUCCCCACGCCAUCUUCAGCCUCUCGAACUUACAGGAACUGGAUUUAAAGUCAAAUAGCAUACGCACAAUUGAAGAAAUCAUCAGUUUCCAGCACUUAAAAAGAUUGACUUGUUUAAAGCUGUGGCACAAUAAAAUAGUCAACAUUCCUUCCUCCAUUACCCACAUAAAGAAUUUGGAGUCUCUUUAUCUCUCCAAUAACAAACUCGAAUCCUUACCAGCUGCAGUGUUCAGUUUACAGAAACUAAGGUGUUUAGACGUGAGCUACAACUCGAUUGCGUCGAUUCCGGUGGAAAUAGGUUUGCUUCAAAACCUGCAGCAUUUCCACAUCACGGGCAACAAAGUCGACGUUUUGCCAAAACAGUUGUUUAAAUGUGUUAAGUUGAGGACUUUGAGUCUGGGACAGAACUGCAUUACCUCAAUCCCAGAUAAAGUCAGUCAACUGCUGCAGCUGACUCACCUGGAACUGAAGGGAAACUGCUUGGACCGCCUGCCAGCCACGCUGGGGCAGUGUCAGCUUCUCAGGAAAAGCGGGCUCGUGGUGGAGGAUCACCUCUUUGACGCGCUGCCCUCGGAAGUUAAAGAGGUGUUGAACCAAGACACAAGCAUUCCCUUUGCUAACGGGAUCUAGGCGGAGGUGAAGUGCUCUCUGGUAGCUGACUUCCGAACGGCACAUGCUAGAACAGUGUGGUGAUUGUGAGACCGUGCGUUUUCCUUGGGAGGCAGGACUGCUUAUAGCAGGGGUUAGAAGAGGUGUAACCGAGUGUUCCAUGUUUGCAGUGUUUUAAAAGAUUAUUUCCAAGAUUUUUGAGAGGAUAAAGAACCUGAAUAAUCCCAAUUCUUCUCUUUUUUUUUUUUUUUUUCUCUCCCUUAAAUUGUUUGUAACUUGGAUGCUGCCGCUUUUGAAUGUUUACAAAUUUGCUUGCCUGCUUAAAGUAAAUGAUUAAAUUGAUGACCUUUUCUUACUAUGCAAGUUGUUCCUUAAGGUCUGGAUUUACUUUAGUGCAUUAUGGGGGGGAAACACAAUGAUAAAUGUCAACGGUAUGGUCCUAACAGCACUCAGAACACAUGUUGAUGUGUGGUGUUAGCGGUUUGCCAUCCUCCAGUGAAACCAGUUUGGCUGUGCUUUGAACUGCACCAGAACCACCGUUUUCCUGCGUUGAGGUAUGUGGCUUGCAUCAGGCCAAGCGUGUUUGCCUUCAUUCGUCAUCCUCGAGGCCUCAUGUCGUUGAGUGAGAUUUCUUCUGUGGUCCAGUGUCUGGUCCUUCACGCUGGCAAAGACUGGUCACAUUCCUGCCACUGGUCUCCCCCUCGGUUUUCCAUAAGGCUCCUCUGUCCCACCAUGGGUGGGUGGUAAAAGGGAGAACGCUGCUGCUCGGCUUUCAAGUUGGGGAUAGUUUUGGUGUUUGAACUGGUUUGCAAGGUGACUUGAAAGCCAUCAAACACCACGAGACUUUACUGCUCAUGGUUUGCUUCUCCUCUGAGUUUUCAUCUGGGGAACUCAAGGCAUUUUAUGAGUUGGCGAGUGUCUGCUCCAUUUCCUAGACUGAUGACAGAGGCAUAAGACUUAUGAUUUACCCAAACGUGAUUUAGCUUUACCACCUAUUGUGGUAUGUCUCCCACACCUGAACUUUAACCAUAGGACCACCUUUCUCCCCGACCCCAUCCCAAAUAGUUUGAUGGUUUUGAACACUUAAGUACUGUUAGAAAAGCCUAACUGUGUGCCACAUAAGUCAUCAAAUAAAGGAAAAAGCAGACAGCAGUGAGCCUGGGAUUCCUUUUUGGCUGUUUUCUUUGGUGGUGCUGUGUUUUUGGUUUAUAACUGAGUUUGCAUUGCCAGAACCAUUAAAGAAAUAUAAUCCAUUAAAUCUGCAAAAUCAUCAGUUGUAAAUCUUGGCCAUUUACAUUCCAUGUGUGCAGAAAAGAAGUACUAUGCUGGGAGAUGAUUACAUGAUUACUCAUGGUUUAAACACAAUUCCCCAUUGUAGUGCGGUCAGGACUGAACUAGUCUGUAGUUCAAGGGACUGUUCUCACACAGAAAUCCUCAUGCACAGUGAUUUCUACUGUACCAUCACCAGAGCUGCCCUGACUUACCCCCCUGUUAACGAGGGGAUAGUUUAGGCCUGGGGGCAUUGAGCAGUCAGGAACACUUCAAAUACUGCUCUUAUGAGGCUUGUUGUUAAUCAUUUACUGUUAGUCAUGCUGGGAGGACUGUUUGAAGCUGUAGGUAGCAGUCUCUAUGUAUGUAUGAAUACAUACCUGCACUGUAUGUUUGGGUGUAUCAGAAGACCCAUUUAUGAGCAGUGGUUUUCCCACUCUUUUUGGGGAUACAGCCUGUUUUCCACUUGCCAGCAGGUAGUAAACCUGAGAUGUUGACUGUUCUGCAACACCAAGUCAUGGGUUUGGCAGCACACUUGGGAGUUACUGAUCCACUGGGAAAUUCAGUGCUAACUGAUCCUCAGAGUUUGUGUUUCAAGUAGAAGUUGAGGCUGCAGUGGACUUAUUUCUUUCCCUUUUAUUAAGACCCUCUUUCCUGCGUUUAUUUUUUGCACAUAGAUCACUUUAAAAUCGCUGGACUAUUGACCCUUUAGAAAAACUGUGGAGCAUACUAUUGGUGUACGCUUUGUAUUUGCUGUUGAGUGUCAUCUCAGCUUCCAUUGUGUGUAGAGGGAGGAAGAGUUGGAGGAUGACAAAGUGAUUAAAAUAUUUAGAAAAAUAGUUCUAAUUUUCAUCUUUUCCCCCCUUAUUUUAAUAGUGGAGUGGCACAGAAUGUGGCCCUGGAUUGAUCCAGCUUUGGUGUUUUCAGAUUCUCCUACUAUCCCUACUGAUGUUCAAAACUAAGCCCACCUCCACUUCAUAGAAGUAUGGUACACAUGAUUUACACCACUGUUUUGACUAGUUUAUUAGCCAAUUGUACUUCUUUAGACAACUUCCUCCAAAACAAGUAUGUGUUAAAGGUAAUUUCAGGCUUGUGAUGCUUGCUCAGCAUAAACUCCGUUCUUGUUUUCAGGAGAGCUUUCCCAGCGUGGGGAGGAACUGCCCAUCGUCCCCAUGCUGCCUCCCCCCAGUCCUUCCUCCUCGUUGUGACUGUUCAUAAUGUUCCCAUUUCCUGCGUGUCAACUGGCACAGUCUUGCUUUAAAGUUUUGGAAGCUCAUCUCCUUUCCAUGUAAGGCAUGUGGAAUAUAUUUUGCAUUUCUUAUUUGAUUUAAUAAAUAAGAUGUUUGUAUCUUCCUCUAA